Syngnathoides biaculeatus (alligator pipefish) is the source of this 2381-nucleotide messenger RNA. RefSeq names its product protein eva-1 homolog A (gene eva1aa). Bases 572 to 1981 code for a protein of 469 amino acids. NCBI's taxonomy places the organism in Eukaryota, Metazoa, Chordata, Actinopteri, Syngnathiformes, Syngnathidae. Gene Ontology annotation, molecular function: carbohydrate binding. The record is from RefSeq and is a predicted model, not a curated record. The transcript is spliced from 13 exons.
CCCCACCAGGUGAGAGUGGGGGGCCCCUCCUCCACCGACGAGGACUUCGGGGCAAGGUAGCCCUCCGGGGGUGGGGGUUUCGCAAAGACGUCCGUGGAAAGUCAUCAGCCGUCACAUCUGGGGUGCAUUACACGCAAGAAAAAAAGAACAUCAUAUUCUCUUUUGUUAGCUAUCCACGUCCAUCCCGAGAAGUCAGGAGCUCCAUGUGGUCGCCACUGAACCUUGAGAUUGAAGCUGUCAAGGUCAGCGUGGGAGCGGUGCUGGCGGCACGUCGGAGAGGAGCAGCUUUAAUUGGAGUCCAGUGGGCCGCGGAGACCGGGGACCCCAAGUCAGACAGGAAAGCUUUUAUUUGGGGACUUCCUGCCGACGCCAUGACUCUCUGCGCCGUCCCGGUCAUUCACGGCCGCCGUGCAUAAUGGAUGAGCGUCGAGACGGGUCUCCUCCGCUUGGCCGGACAAUCGGAGGCAAGUGAGGGUGACGGGGAGCACUGGAGCCUAUCCCAGCUGUCAACGGCCAGGAAGCAAGGAAACCGGAGUGCCCGGAGGAAAACCCACCCAGGCUCGGGGAGAACAUGCAAACUCCGCACAGGCGGCGUCUGGGAUCGAAUCCGGGACCUCAGAACUGCGAGGCCAACGCUUUACCAGGCUACCUGUCCGAAGUGUUGAAGAACUACACGGAGCAGGCCUGCGACGGAGAACUCCUGUCCGUGCGCUGCCCGCCACGCACCACCAUCACCGUCCAGUCGGCUUUUUACGGAAGGAAAGGCCCCUCCGACCUCCAUCGGUGCCCCCAGAGCUACCGGGCCCUCCUCGGCUACUACGAUGCUCGGGGGGACGAGUACUGCUCUGUGUCCACUGCGCUACAGAAAAUGCUGGAUGAGUGCCAAGACAGAAGGAGCUGUCAAGUUCUUGUCAACAGCCGCGUGUUUGGGAUGGACCAUUGUCCUGGCAGCAGCAAAUACCUCACAGUGUUGUACAAGUGCAGACCCAAUGAAUAUAAAAGUAAAGUGGUGUGUGAGGAGGAGAGGAUGAGACUGAGCUGCAAACGGGGGAUGCAGAUCGCCGUCUACUCCGCCAUGUUCGGGCGAACCCAACAGGGCGCUCUGGAGUGUCCGCUGGACCACGGGAGAGCGUCAUCGCUGGAUUGCCAGUCGUCCAUUGCCCUGCAGGUUGCGACCGGCCACUGUCAGGCCAAGAAGAGCUGCGUGCUUCGAGCCUCGUCCAGGGAAUUUGGGGAUCCCUGCUACUCUGGCACCAGGAAGUACCUCAGCGUCAUCUACACCUGUGUCCCAAAGAAGCUACUCCAGGAACAAAGCUCCAGACCACCAGCGUACUCCCCGCCACCCGGCGCCCAUGACCCCAACAUAGUGGGAGACAGCCCUCCCGAGAGGACCUCGGUCAAACGCCCCGACGCUGUUCCAGACCGGAAGCGCACCAGAGAGACCAGCGCCAACCAGGAGAGGUAUCCAGAGAUCAGAGGAGGGGGAGGCGAGACCCCGUUGAGGCCCCAGGAGAUGAAUCCCAUCAUCAACUCCACUUCCAGCUCCACCAUGGCCCUCAUUAGCAACGCGCUGGCAGCCUAUACAUACGUCUCAAACCACCCAGAGAGGGCGGCGCUCUUCUUCGUCUGCGGCGUCUGUCUGGGCCUCUUCCUCACCCUCUUCGCGCUGGUGGUCCAGAUCUCCUGCCGCACCGACUGCCGGCCCCGCCGGCAGCCCCCCGCCAAGAAGCGAGCGCGCCCCUCCGCCGCCGACUCUUCGUCGGACUCCAGCGACUCCGACUCGGACUGGGACGCCGGCUCGGACCUGUCGGCGCGGCGGCACCGGCGCUUCGAGCGCACGCUCAACAUGAACGUGUUCACGUCGGCCGAGGAGCUGGAGCGAGCGCAGAGGCUGGAGGAGAGGGAGCGCAUCAUCAGGGAGAUCUGGAUGAACGGGCAACCGGACGUCCCCGGAACGCGGAGUCUCAAUCGGUAUUACUGACCGCCGUCUUGGAUGGAUGAACGCUUACUUGAACAAGACUUGGGAUCGGGUCGCACCUGCUGACCAGCAAGACUUGAGACCAGAGAAUUCCCCCCCGAGGUCGUCAGCUUUCUCCUUUGGGUAUCAUCAUUUUUACCCCAUCUGUGGAGUGUUUUUUCCCCCUGCUCUGCAUCGCAGCUGUAGCGUACCGCCGGAAGCAAGGGGAUGAAAGGCUAAACUGCCUUGCCUGUGACCUCAGGAGGGCUCUUUUUUUUUUUUUUUUAAGUGGGCCGUUAUGGUUUUUUAGCUGCCUUGGACCAAUCGAGGCCUAUGGACGCCUCACGGUGAUUAAAGGCGCGAGGACUCGGCCAACUGCAACUUCGUACUUUUGCCCAACAAGACAAUCUUUUUUUUUUUUUAA